This is a messenger RNA of Brenthis ino (lesser marbled fritillary), 1203 nucleotides long. Lineage: Eukaryota; Metazoa; Arthropoda; Insecta; Lepidoptera; Nymphalidae. The record is from the annotation of a GenBank genome assembly.
AUGCUUCGUGCAAUGAUAAACACGGUCCGUCCAAACUACCAGUUUAUCUCCAAAGCGACUUAUCAAAAUUAUGUGAUGUCCGAUGUUCUAGCACAAAUAGAACGAGAGUGUGAAAAAUUCUGCCCAGUACCACGAUUUCCACCGAGAAAGGUAACAGUGAUAGGAGCUGGCAGUGACGUUGGUUACAUAGCUUCUUUAUUUCUAAAACAGCAAAAGGUUAUAAAAAUAUUAGCCUUAUACGAUGAACCGGACCAGAGAGUGCUUGGGGUGGCGAAUGAUUUAGCUCAUAUUGACACCAGCCCCGAAGUCGAAGCGUAUCAAGGCCGCAUGUAUCUGAAGAAUGCUCUAUAUGAUGCCGACGUAGUACUUAUAUGUGGUGGACAUUAUGUAAUGCCUCCUUGUUGUGAUAAACUCGAUCGAGAUCUUUUCUUUGAGAAUAUGCAACAAGUUCGCACAGCGUGUAUAGCGUGCGCACAGUUCUGCCCCCAGGCUGUGAUUGCUAUCCAGACACCUCCUGUUGAUUGUAACUACGCUCUUUGUGCACAUACACUCAAAUUAUUCCAUGUAUACGACAAACAUAAAGUGCUAGGUGUAAACGCAAUAAACUCGAUGCGAGCCAACCAGUUGUUUUGUUCGAUCACUGGUUCGGAUCCAGCGAGCUCCCAAAUACCUGUGAUAUGUGGUACCGGGAGAUGCACCAGAGUCCCUGUAUUCUCUGCGGGAAAAGCUGGAAACUUUCCACAGACCCAAGUAGACUGCCUCACAAGAUUAGUGCGAGAAGCAGACGAUAUAAUCUGUAAAGUUAAGAGCAACAAUGCACAAGGCUACUUAUCUAUUGGCUUCUCAACGGCCCGAUUCGUUGUCAAUAUUAUGAAAGGAUUAUUCGAAAAACCCGCUUUCAUAGACAGUGCCUUGGUAGAGCAAGCGAAUCCAGAGAAAUGUUACAACAUGUCGGUGUGCGCUACACCCGUUACUAUUGGGAAGGCCGGUAUUAUGGAAUACGCUGUGCCAAACUUGAAUGAAGCCGAAACAAGACUUUUGGAAGACAGCAAGCCCGUCCUUGGGAGGUUCAUCCAGGAUCCUUCAGGCGUUGAAGUGGAGAAGGAGCUGCACGGACAAUCAACCCAGCCGGCUGACACUCUCAGUUACCCUGAGGGAGGCCCAGCUAAGCGAUCAGCGACCGUUGUUUGCAGCGACGAUCUG